Molecule: messenger RNA, 618 nt
Organism: Cyclocybe aegerita
Lineage: Eukaryota; Fungi; Basidiomycota; Agaricomycetes; Agaricales; Hemipholiotaceae
Source: the annotation of a GenBank genome assembly
AUGUCAUCAUCCUCAUCUGCAACGCCUUCCGGCCUCAUCACCACCUCCACGCUAUCGGACCCUGGAACCCCUAAGAGCGACCACCGGCUCUUAACCACCGUGGUUAUCCUUGCAAUCGUCGCAACCUUCCUCAUUGCAUUUAUCAUCUGGCUCACGCUCCGUGUGAAACGACGCCAGAGUAAUGGGGAAUCCUCUGGCCCGUACCAGGGAACUGUGAUGAACCAAGAUCAUCCAGCAUCCAGCAUUACGCCGUUCGGAGCAGGUGGCCCGCACGCAGGACGGAAGGCGCCUCAAUUCACACACACCCCCGGCGAAGACAUGCGAAUAGCAGUCCGUCGACCCGACGGUGCUUGGCACUUCGCCGAUUCCCGAACACCUUUUACACCAACCGGAGUGCAGGAUAUCGACGUCCUUCCAUCUCCCAUGUCAUCCUCAGUUAGCCUGCUUUCCCUCCUGCCCCACCAGCCUCUGUCGAAGAAAGCGCAAGAAGCUCGGUCGUACGGGAAAGGCUAUGACUCCGAUAUCGACUUCGAAGUCAGGCGGACGGUCCCACCUCCACCUGCUUAUCAUCGCGAGCCGUGCGGAGAACAUUUCGAUGACGCUCGAUCUCCCGUAUAG